AAGGAAGAAGAAUUGGUUUGUCAUCGGUACUGUGUCUGUGUGUGUCCCCUGCCAAUUCCUUCGAGGCCAACAGCCGCCAUUGUUUGCCAUUGCUCCCAACCAUUCUCAUCGAACAACUUCACAGAUCUACUCACUUUCCCUUCUCCUAUUCCGCCUAGGGUUCACAUUUUCUUCCUUCUAUCCAAUUCGCACGUGCAAAUGCGUCGUUAGCGCUACUCCCAGAUUUCGUAACGGUUGUUCGAAAUGGGAGCACUGAUUCCAAUUUACUUGUACGUGGUCGCUUUCUUUUGCACCUGUGGAGCUAUUGCAUUGGCCUUGCUACACAUUUAUAGACACCUUCUCAAUUACACCGAGCCCACUUUUCAGCGUUUUAUUGUUCGGAUCGUUUUUAUGGUACCCGUUUAUGCGUUAAUGUCAUUCUUGUCCCUUGUUCUACCCAAUAGUUCAAUCUAUUUCAAUUCCAUUCGGGAAGUCUAUGAAGCUUGGGUUAUUUAUAAUUUCCUCUCACUGUGUCUUUCAUGGGUUGGUGGUCCUGGAGCAGUUGUCCUAAGUUUAAGUGGACGGGUUCUGAAACCAUCAUGGUUUCUUAUGACUUGUUGCCUACCUCCUAUAGCGCUGGAUGGGCGUUUUAUACGUAAAUGCAAGCAAGGGUGUUUGCAGUUUGUGAUUUUGAAGCCCAUUUUAGUUGUUGUUACACUUAUACUUUAUGCAAAGGGGAAAUAUAAGGAUGGGAAUUUCAGUCCAAAGCAAUCGUACUUGUAUCUUACAAUCAUAUAUACAUUCUCAUACACAAUGGCUCUAUAUGCUCUUGCUUUGUUCUAUGUGGCAUGCAAGGAUCUGCUUAAUCCAUUCAAUCCAGUCCCGAAGUUUAUUAUCAUAAAAUCAGUUGUAUUCCUAACUUAUUGGCAGGGUGUCUUAGUUUUCCUUGCUGCAAAGUCAGAACUCGUUAAGGAUGCAGAUCAAGCUGCUCUUCUUCAAAAUUUUAUCAUUUGUGUUGAGAUGCUUGUUGCUGCCGUUGGCCACUUUUAUGCAUUUCCAUACAAAGAAUAUGCUGGGGCUAACAUAGGUGAAUCCCGUGGUUUGACAGCUAGCCUUGCUCAUGCUUUGAUGUUAAAUGACUUUUACCAUGAUACAGUCCACCAGUUUGCACCAACGUAUCAUGAUUAUGUUCUCUACAACCACGGUGAAGGUGAAGAGGGAACUAGGAAGUACCGGUCACGAACUUUUGUUCCAAUUGGCCCAGAGAUGGACACUGUGAGAAGAAAUAAGCAUAUGUUUGGAAACAAGAUAGAUGACAUACAACUCUCAGGUUUUUCUUCUAAUAGUAGCAUUCCCUCAAAUGUUGGUCCCAUCUCUGAUGUUUCGCAUUCCAGUGCAAUGAAAUCUUCCUUACUUGUUGAUAUAUCAAAUUCAGUAUCUGUGCCAUACGAUUUCACACUUAUAGACUUGGAUGCACCCAAUUACCCUGAAAAAGUUCCAGAAGCUGAUAAAGCCGGUACUAGGUGACCAUGAAGAACAUUCAGAGCUAAGUGAGAAAAUAGGUCAUUGCCAAAGAAAGAAGGGGAGUAAUAGGGCCAUCCUACUUCUUUUCUAUUUUAGGAGAGAAUUAUGAGCGAAGUGUAGUUUGUUUGAUUCCAGGAAAGCAUGUAAGCAAGUCUGGCGCUAAUGUUUGUGUCAAUGUAAAAGCCCUAAUCUCGCCCUAGAAAACCAAUCCUUGAAUUGGUCUUCAGAUCUUAUACUGUUUUUGUCUCCAUUGAUUGCGUAUCGUGUGCACAUUGUAGAUACAGAACUCGUUGGCAUACUUCAACCAUAACAGAUAAAAUAUAAUUAGAACUAAAUUAACUAUUUGAUUGAUUCAUUUUUCUUAACACCUUGAACUUACCUAUUGCUGUUGGGUUAUAUAGAAUGUCAUUGCCAUCAUUUUCACCCUUUUUCAAUUUGCUGCAUUGAUCUUUAAUCUGAAGUAUAACUUUCUGCUAAUGUCUGCUAAUGCUUCCAAAUCCACAUGAAGGAUGCAAUAUCUACUGUAUUGCUUCUGCUAACAACUACUGUAUGACGUGGAACCUUUAAUUUGACAAGAACGAUCAGCCUUUCUUUAAUCUCUUCGUGACAAAGGCGUCAACUAACUGAAACCUU
Molecule: messenger RNA, 2136 nt
Organism: Abrus precatorius (Indian licorice)
Lineage: Eukaryota; Viridiplantae; Streptophyta; Magnoliopsida; Fabales; Fabaceae
Product: transmembrane protein 184A-like
Exons: 6
Coding region: 244-1506 (420 amino acids)
Biological process (GO): transport
Molecular function (GO): transporter activity
Source: RefSeq, a predicted model, not a curated record